Cooperia oncophora is the source of this 282-nucleotide messenger RNA. The record is from the annotation of a GenBank genome assembly. NCBI's taxonomy places the organism in Eukaryota, Metazoa, Nematoda, Chromadorea, Rhabditida, Trichostrongylidae.
AUGCGAAAUCCUCGAAAUAUUUCAGCAGAGUCCAGCGGCUCGGAGGUAUCGAAAAAGUCAUUGUUCGGUCGAGACAGCCAUGAGCACGGCUUCAAAGGAUCUCGAUACGACCACAGUCACGGCGACGAUGAAGAGGGAGGUUUCGAACACGGUUACCAUUUGAACGGCAUGGAUUAUGGCUCGCAGUAUGACUCUCACCGUUAUGGUCACGGUCAUCAUCCGGACUUCGGGAAACACUCUGGAUAUCCUAGUCUUUAUCACCAUGGUGCUUCUCCCUACUAA